GCGGCGGCGGCGGCGGCUCUCGGCGCGUUGGGGCGCGGGAAGCGGCGGGCGCGGGGCUCAUGUAAUCAAAGAAGUUUCUUUGUUGUGUGUAUCUUUACAGAACACAACAGGAAUUGAAAAUGAACCAGAACACUCCUGAGCCUUUGGCAGCCGCUGAGACCCUGGCGGAGGUACCCGAACACGUGCUGCGAGGACUUCCGGAGGAAGUGAGGCUUUUCCCGUCAGCUGUGGACAAGACGCGGAUCGGUGUCUGGGCCACUAAACCAAUUUUAAAAGGCAAAAAGUUUGGGCCAUUUGUUGGUGAUAAGAAAAAAAGAUCUCAGGUUAAGAAUAAUGUAUACAUGUGGGAGGUAUAUUACCCGAAUUUGGGAUGGAUGUGCAUCGAUGCCACUGAUCCAGAGAAGGGGAACUGGCUGCGAUAUGUGAACUGGGCUUGCUCAGGAGAAGAGCAAAAUUUAUUUCCACUGGAAAUCAACAGAGCCAUUUACUAUAAAACUUUAAAGCCAAUCGCGCCGGGCGAGGAGCUCCUGGUCUGGUACAAUGGGGAAGACAACCCCGAGAUAGCAGCUGCGAUUGAGGAAGAGCGAGCCAGCGCCCGGAGCAAGCGGAGCUCCCCCAAGAGCCGGAAAGGGAAGAAAAAAUCCCAAGAAAAUAAAAACAAAGGAAACAAAAGCCAGGACCUAGCGCUGAAGACAAGUGAGCCAGAUUCGACCUCUGCAAGUAUGAGAGAUUCUGUGGAAGGUCCCAAAGAAGAAGAGAGGCAUCCAGCUGCAGCCCCUGAGCAGCCAGCCCUUCUCCAGGAAGGGCUCAGCCAGGAUACACCACCAGAACUGCUGACCUCCCCUGCUGCCCACGACCCGCAGCCAGAGCCCGAUGGAAAACGAGAAGCCACAGAUUUUGAGGUGAAUGAUCUGGAUGAAGAGGAAGAGGAAGAGGAGGAAGAAGAGGACGACGAAGACUUAGAGGAAGACGGGGAGGAAGAAGGCGACGUGCCGAAUGAAAGCUCUGUGAAAGAGCCGGAGAUCCGGUGUGACGAGAAGCCAGAGGAUUUGUUAGAAGAACCAAAAAGCAUUUCAGAAGAAACUCCCGAAGACUCCCCGGAAGGGACACCUGUUGUCCAGAUUCCCAAAACUAAAGAAGAGGCCAACGGUGAGGUGUUUGAAACAUUUAUGUUUCCAUGUCAGCACUGUGAAAGGAAGUUCACCACCAAGCAGGGCCUUGAGCGUCACAUGCACAUCCACAUGUCAACAGUGAACCAUGCUUUCAAGUGCAAGUACUGUGGGAAAGCCUUUGGCACGCAGAUUAACAGGAGGCGACAUGAGCGUCGCCAUGAAGCUGGGUUAAAGCGAAAAUCCAGCCUGACACUACAGCCAUCGGAGGACCUGUCUGAUAGCAAAGUUUCUGGAGACAGUGUCACUCCUAAAGAUGAAUUGAAUCCUCCGCAUCUUGGGCAAGACUGUCUGAUUCUGAACUCAGAGAAAGCUUCCCAAGAAACAGGAAAUUCUUCUGUUGUAGAAGAGAACGGGGAAGUUAAAGAACUUCAUCCAUGCAAAUAUUGUAAAAAGGUUUUCGGAACUCAUACCAAUAUGAGACGGCAUCAGCGCAGAGUUCAUGAACGCCACCUGAUUCCCAAAGGUGUGCGCCGAAAAGGAGGCCUCCUUGAAGAGCCACAGCCCCCUGCAGAGCAGGCCCCGCCCGCCCAGAAUGUCUAUGUACCAAGCACAGAGCCAGAGGAGGAAGGGGAAGCAGAUGACGUGUACAUCAUGGACAUUUCUAGCAAUAUCUCUGAAAACUUAAAUUACUAUAUUGAUGGUAAAAUUCAGACCAACAACAGCACGAGUAACUGUGACGUGGUUGAGAUGGAAUCCAGUUCGGCAGACUUGUACGGCAUAAAUUGUCUGCUCACUCCAGUUACAGUGGAAAUCACUCAAAGUAUAAAGACCACACAGGUCACUGUAACAGAUGAGCUUCCUAAAGAGCCGUCCAGUGGCACAAACGGUGAGUCCAAGAGACGGAGGACUGCCAGUCCACCUGCGCUGCCCCAGAUUAAAGCUGAAACGGACUCUGAGCCUGCGGCGCCCUCCUGUUCCUUGAGUCUGCCUCUUAGCGUCUCAACGACUGAGGCUGUGUCUUUCCAUAAAGAGAAGAAUGUUUAUUUGUCAUCGAAGCUCAAGCAGCUUCUUCAAACCCAAGACAAGCUAACUCCUCCUGCAGGGAUUUCAUCAGCUGAAAUCCCAAAGUUAGGUCCCGUGUGCGUGUCCACUCCUGCAUCCAUGUUACCUGUGACCUCCAGUAGGUUUAAGAGACGGACCAGCUCUCCGCCCAGUUCUCCUCAGCACAGCCCUGCCCUUCGGGACUUUGGGAAACCAAGUGAUGGGAAAGCAGCGUGGACAGAUGCAGUCCUAACUUCCAAGAAGCCCAAAUUAGAAAGUCGCAGUGACUCACCAGCAUGGAGUUUGUCGGGGAGAGAUGAGAAAGAAACUGGGAGCCCUCCUUGCUUUGAUGAAUACAAAAUAUCGAAAGAGUGGGCAGCUGGUUCUACUUUCAGCAACGUGUGCAACCAGCAGCCUUUGGAUUUAUCCAGCGGUGUCAAGCAGAAGGCUGAGGGUUCAGGCAAAUCUUCAGUCCAGUGGGAAUCCGUGUUGGAUCUCAGUGUGCAUAGAAAGCCUGGGAGUGACUCUGAAGGCAGGGAGCUGAAAGAACACCAUUCAGCGCAGCUGACCUGCGGCGCUGUGAAGAAGAAGAAGCCAACCACCUGCAUGCUCCAGAAGGUUCUUCUCAAUGAAUACAAUGGCAUUGAUUUACCUGUAGAAAGUACCCCUGAUGUGACCAGGAGCCCAAGCCCUUGUAAAUCUCUAGACGCCCAGCCAGAUCCUGACCUGGUUCCUGACUCUGGUUUCUCUGCCCCUGCCAUCGAGUCGGCCCCUGAAGUUUGUCCUUCAUCACCUCCCCUCCAGACAUCGUCCUCGUCUUCCGGUCAGCUGCCUCCUCUCCUGAUCCCCACAGAUCCCUCUUCCCCUCCACCCUGCCCUCCUGUGUUAACUGUAGCCACUCCGCCCCCUCCCCUCCUUCCAACCGUCCCUCUCCCUGCCCCUUCUUCCAGUGCAUCUCCUCACCCGUGUCCCUCUCCACUCUCGAAUGCCACUGCCCAGUCUCCUCUUCCAAUUCUCUCCCCCACCGUGUCCCCCUCACCCUCUCCCAUUCCUCCUGUGGAGCAGCUCAUGUCUGCUGCUUCACCUGGGCCUCCAACACUUUCUUCCUCCUCCUCCUCCUCCUCCUCCUCCUCCCCCUCCUCCUCUUCCUCUUCUUCCUCCUCUUCCUCUUCUUCAUUCUCCUCUUCAUCUUCCUCCUCAUCCCCGUCACCACCCCCUCUCUCAGCAGUGUCAUCUGUUGUUUCCUCUGGCGAUAAUCUGGAGGCUUCUCUCCCUGCAAUAACUUUCAAACAGGAGGAACCAGAGGAUGAAGGUCUGAAAGCCAGGGAAGAGCCCCAGUCUGCAGUUGAACAGGAUGCUGUUCAGGAAACAUUCAGCAAAAACUUUAUUUGCAAUGUCUGUGAAUCACCUUUUCUUUCCAUUAAAGAUCUAACCAAACAUUUAUCUAUUCAUGCUGAAGAAUGGCCCUUCAAAUGUGAAUUUUGUGUGCAGCUUUUUAAGGAUAAAAUGGAUUUGUCAGAGCAUCGCUUUUUGCUUCAUGGAGUUGGGAAUAUCUUUGUGUGUUCUGUUUGUAAAAAAGAAUUUGCUUUCUUGUGCAAUUUGCAGCAGCACCAGCGAGAUCUCCACCCAGACGAGGUGUGUACACACCAUGAGUUUGAGAGUGGGACACUGAGGCCCCAGAACUUCACAGAUCCCAGCAAGGCCCACAUGGAGCAUAUGCAGGGCUUGCCGGAAGACCCUUUGGAAACUUCCAAAGAAGAGGAGGAAUUAAAUGAUUCCUCUGAAGAGCUUUAUACCACCAUAAAAAUAAUGGCUUCUGGAAUAAAGACAAAAGAUCCGGAUGUUCGAUUGGGUCUUAAUCAGCAUUACCCAAGCUUUAAACCACCUCCAUUCCAGUACCAUCACCGCAACCCCAUGGGUAUUGGUGUGACGGCCACAAAUUUCACUACCCACAAUAUUCCACAGACUUUUACUACUGCCAUUCGCUGCACAAAAUGUGGGAAAGGUGUUGACAACAUGCCUGAGUUACACAAACAUAUCUUGGCAUGCGCUUCUGCAAGUGACAAGAAGAGGUAUACUCCGAAAAAAAAUCCAGUACCUCUGAAACAAACUGUGCAGCCCAAAAAUGGAGUGGUGGUCUUAGACAACUCUGGAAAGAAUGCCUUCCGGCGAAUGGGACAGCCCAAAAGACUGAGCUUCAGUGUUGAACUCAGCAAGAUGUCGCCAAAUAAGCUCAAAUUAAAUGCAUUGAAGAAAAAAAACCAACUUGUACAGAAAGCAAUCCUUCAAAAAAACAAAUCUGCAAAACAGAGGGCCGACUUGAGGAGCUCCGCGGCCUCGUCCUCCCACGUCUGCCCCUACUGCAGCCGGGAGUUCACCUACAUCGGCAGCCUCAACAAGCAUGCCGCCUUCAGCUGCCCCAAGAAACCCCUCUCUCCUUCCAAAAAAAAAGUUUCUCAUUCAUCCAAGAAGGGCGGACACUCGUCAUCACCUGCAAGUAGCGACAGACACACCAGCAGUAGCCACCGAAGACGGACGGCGGAUGCUGAGAUUAAGAUGCAGAGCACGCAGGCACCCCUGGGCAAGACCCGGGCUCGCAGCUCAGGCCCCUCGCAGUCUCCGCUGCCCUCCUCAUCCUUCCGGUCCAGGCAGAAUGUCAAAUUCACGGCUUCGGUCAAGUCCAAAAAACCAAGCUCCUCAUCUUUAAGGAACUCCAGCCCUAUAAGAAUGGCCAAAAUCACUCAUGUGGAGGGGAAAAAACCCAAAGCUGUGGCCAAGAACCAUUCUGCUCAGCUCUCGAGUAAAACCUCUCGGAGCCUGCAUGUUAGGGUACAAAAAAGCAAAGCCGUUUUACAAAGCAAGCCCAAUUUGGCAAGUAAGAAAAGAACGGACCGGUUCAAUGUAAAAUCUAGAGAACGGAGUGGGGGGCCGAUCACCCGAAGCCUUCAGCUGGCAGCUGCCGCUGACCUGAGUGAGAGCAGGAGAGAGGACGGCAGCGCCAGGCAGGAGCUGAAGGACUUCAGGGCCAGGUAUGAAUUGAAUUUGAAACCACGGAGAAGCUCUCAAAAGUUCCCUAUGUGAAAAGAUGAAGUUCUCUCAAACUUCCUUCAUAUCUUGGGAACUUCCUGUAGAAAAGUCCCCCAAACAAAACAAACCUUAAUUGACUAAAAGAUAUUGCAUGCUCAACUUAGGAUAAGCACUACGGCCAAGGAUACGAAAUCUACCAAGCUUGCAAGACCAGUUGAAGCUGACUCAAAAAUCCAGCUGAUUGCCGGCUGGCUUGUUGCCCUGGUUAGAGUCAGGCAUCUGCUCCUUCAGUGGUGCCCAGUGUGUGUGCUGGGCUCCUGGGUGACUGAGAUCCAAAGAGAAGGGCCCUGUAAGACGGGCUAGAUGAACUGGCUCCUCGUCAUGGGACUGUAACUCAGAUGUGAGUGUGGCCCUUGAUUUUGGCACAUAGCAGAGAAGGGAAUGAUUUGAACUUAACCUUGCAAAGCAAGUUCUCUGUUUUAUCAGUAGUUUAUUGUAGAUUUCAGGGAUGACAGAUUCAGAUGCACUCAUUUUAAAACUUUUCCUACACACCAGCUCUUGAUGCCUUUCUUCUAAAUGAAUCGUAGACAGAGAGAGGCAUUUAGCUGAUCUCUUACCCCUCAACCCCCUUUUUUUAAAAUCACAAGCAGAUUGCCAGCGUAACCGAGAGGAAACCAGAUUGGGUAUGGACUCUUUUUAUGCUUCUUACAGUGUCAUGUUUAUAUAUCCAGGUGGACAUUAUCCUCUCAGAUGGUUAUCUGGCACUAAUUUAUAACUAUGAUAUUAUGAGAGACUAUGUAGCAAUAUGUCCAUGCACAGAGGCAUCCAGGCCUGCAUAGAUGUGUGUCUACACGUAAGCAUAAAUGAAUUUACAUGCCAGGUUUCACACUGCAGUCUCUAAUAGAGAUUAAAAACAACAAAUUGGCCUCUGCCGAAGUCCGUGAGUAUCAUUUCUCCAUUUGUUUUUAUGCCUUCUCCCAAAUUAAUGACUGAGUUGGUGGAAAAUGGCUAGAUUUUAUUCACACUGUUUUUUGUUCUCAACUUUAAAAGUAAUCUACCUCUUAAAAUUUGUAGUUUAAUACUUGUUUAGUGAGUUUGUGCCACUUUAACCCUUUCACUAUCAUUCCCAUUUUGUUACAUUUCUGUUAUGGGGACUUUAUGUUGAAAUAUUGUAUAAAGCAUUUGUAGCAGUUUAAAAAUAAAAUAUUUAAAAUUAUUUAAAUUGUUUUGGACGCUUCAAUUGUACUAUAUGUGAUUUACAUUUUGCAUUUUUGUUUGCAUUGUUAAUCUGGAGUGUUCCUGUAUGAAGUUUGCUGUUAGUUAUUUUAUUGCUUCUUGUUGGAGAGUGCUAUAAAAGACUAUUCUAAUGAAAACAUUAAAAUUUACAAUUUGACAUACAAAAGGGGUUGUUCCUUGAUUUUAACCGAUGUAGCCUUGAGAAAGAGUGAGAGCGAGAGAGAGAGAGAGAGAGAGGAAUUAAUUAUAAACAAGACUGCUGUUUGAUACUUUCCCCCUCUAGCAUGGAAUAUAUCAUUGGCUUGACAGAUGUAUAAAAAAGAUUUUUUUAUGCCAUUACUGCAAACACUUUAAUAAAUAGGGAAGACUUUGAAUGGUACAUUUUAUAUCAUUGU
Sciurus carolinensis (gray squirrel) is the source of this 6811-nucleotide messenger RNA. It is a transcript of the gene Prdm2, whose product is annotated as PR/SET domain 2. Bases 120 to 5234 code for a protein of 1704 amino acids. NCBI's taxonomy places the organism in Eukaryota, Metazoa, Chordata, Mammalia, Rodentia, Sciuridae. The record is from RefSeq and is a predicted model, not a curated record. Gene Ontology annotation, biological process: regulation of transcription by RNA polymerase II. Gene Ontology annotation, cellular component: nucleus. The transcript has 10 exons. Gene Ontology annotation, molecular function: DNA-binding transcription factor activity, RNA polymerase II-specific; histone methyltransferase activity; RNA polymerase II transcription regulatory region sequence-specific DNA binding.